AUUCUGAUUCUACGCGUAGUUUGCGUGGUUCAUACUUUCUAAAGGAAUGCAAUAAUAAAGAGUAGUAUGAAGUUUGAUACAGUUUGGUUUGUUAUUUCCUUAUUUGUGGAGUAAAUUCAACAGAGCUCAUCUUAGUUUGCUUGCAAUUUUGAUCAUUUUCUAAAUGAACACCUAUAAGAUUUUUUGCCAAGACAGAGGUCAGCAAAACCUUGGAUUGGUGAAUGAUAAUAGUUUUCAAUGUAAUACCCAAUCUUCUCAGUUCUUUGCUACUCCCCAACAGCCUUCUCAAAUGGGAAUUUGCAGUCAGACACUAGCAAUGGAGGAGGGAGGAGGUUCACAACAGCAAAACUUUGGUCCUCCUCCUAACUCCUCUAGUACCAUUGUGAGCCGUAUCGGCUCACCAGCUUCUGCUUUCUAUGCAACUGAAAGGUACAUGGGGUUUCCACAGUAUGAUGAUCAAGUUGGUAGUUCCUAUUUGAGCCCCCAAGUCUCCAAGAACUAUGAUCUGCAGCACCAAAUUCCUUCUUAUCAAUCUUCCGCGGACGAAUUUUAUAUUGAUUCGCGAGAGCAAGUAGACCAAAGCUUUCAAUCCCAGACUGCCCUGCACCAACCAUCUGUUAAAUCUCAACUCUAUAGCAACCAGCACUGCAAUUCUUAUGGAGGAUCCUACAAAAUUCCUCGUGUGGAUCAUCCUGAGAGCGAACGUGUUUUGCAGCACAAGAGAGAGUUGCGAGGCAAUCUUGAAAAUUCAGAUAGGAGGCACCCUUCAAUUCAGUUUGUUCAAACUCAGGAUCCUAGAGUUUGUAGUGAUAUGUAUGGUGUUACUUCAUUUGGACAGAUGAGACAGCCUGCAAGACCUUCUGCAAGUGUUCCAAUUGCUUCUGGUGACUCUGUUCCUACCGGAGCUGUUAACUCAUGUAAAACACGAAUUAGGUGGACUCAAGAUCUUCAUGAUCGGUUUGUUGAGUGUGUGAGUCGCCUUGGUGGUGCUGAGAAGGCAACACCCAAAGCAAUACUGAAGCUUAUGGACUCUGAUGGAUUGACUAUAUUUCAUGUGAAAAGUCAUUUGCAGAAAUAUCGAACCGCAAAAUACAUGCCAGAAUCUGCUGAAGCAAAAUCUGAUAAAAGGACUAUUUCUAAUGAUGUAGCACAGAUUGGCAUAAAAACCAGUGGCAUCCAAAUCAAGGAGGCACUUCAAAUGCAGCUGGAUGUCCAGAGGCGUCUUCACGAGCAAUUAGAGACACAGCGAAACUUGCAGUUGAGGAUUGAGGAACAAGGGAGGCAACUCAAGAUGAUGUUCGACCAACAACUACAAACAAAUAAGAGCCACUUUGAUAUUCAGGAUUCGAAUAUCGAAUGGCCAGAUGAUCCACCAACCAGUGUUGAAGAUUUACAAGUACUGAAUACAGAAGAUUCAGGAAAUAGUCUAUUCCCAUCCAAGAUAAGUUAGCUGCCAUAUAGCAUCACAGCUGAUCUAUUUUCAUAAACAUAAAGCAGUCAUUGGGUUCUGACAAGAGCUCACUCCCAACGACAUUAUCAAGAACCACACUUGCUGCUUGGUCAAGAAAAGUAAAGAAAUGUAUUUACUCCAAUCCUAGAGCAAAUCUGAUGAAUGUAUUUUAGACUCAAAUGAGACAAACAAUUGAGUGGCACUCAUACAUAAUACCAACUAGCUAUAACUCACUUCAUCUUAUACUUGCCUUGGGGAUACAGUGUAUUGCAUAGGUCUUAGUGUUCAGUUAAAGGUUUUGUGACAAUGUAAGAAUAAUGGCUUCAAAUGGAAACAGUGUACUUGGUUUGGUUUUUUUCCCAUUCCUCCUGUUCUGGUUUUUCUUCUUAAAGGGAAUGUUUUCUUUACGUUUCUGA
Messenger RNA from Cornus florida, 1866 nucleotides. RefSeq names its product myb family transcription factor PHL5-like. The record is from RefSeq and is a predicted model, not a curated record. The coding region runs from base 164 to 1450 and encodes 428 amino acids. Lineage: Eukaryota; Viridiplantae; Streptophyta; Magnoliopsida; Cornales; Cornaceae. The transcript is spliced from 7 exons. Gene Ontology annotation, molecular function: DNA binding; DNA-binding transcription factor activity.